Messenger RNA from Acanthaster planci (crown-of-thorns starfish), 2214 nucleotides. Its product is annotated as phospholipid scramblase 2-like. The record is from RefSeq and is a predicted model, not a curated record. Gene Ontology annotation, cellular component: plasma membrane. Gene Ontology annotation, biological process: plasma membrane phospholipid scrambling. Gene Ontology annotation, molecular function: phospholipid scramblase activity. Lineage: Eukaryota; Metazoa; Echinodermata; Asteroidea; Valvatida; Acanthasteridae.
UGUGUGGAGCCAAAUAACUUAAAUUCAUCGCAUUGAGUCGGCAAAAGUACUUCUCUCAUUUCAAAAGCAAAAUGGCCUCUGAUGUGAAAUACCAGACGUUCGGUGCUGGUACCGUUCCGGAUGGAGGGCCAGCGGCUGGCAUACUUGCCCCGCCUGCUGCUGGUGCACAGCAGGGUUACAUCUCUCCACAGCAGCCUCAGAUCCAGGCUAGUGGAAUGCAGCCAGUGGUGGCUCCAUCUGGUGCGCCUGCGCCGCUGGGGCAGAUACAAUGGAUGCCUCACCCGCAAGCGGUUCCCGGGUGUCCACCAGGUCUUGAAUAUCUGACGCAGGUCGACCAGCUACUCGUCCAUCAACAGGUGGAGCUUUUUGAGGUUGUCACGGAUAUUGAGACACAGAAUCGAUACCAAGUGAAGAACAGUCUAGGUCAGCAGAUCUACUUUGCUCACGAAGAGUCGGAGUUCUGUGAACGCAUCUGUUGCGGUCCAAGACGUGGUUUCACCAUGCACGUCACUGACAACAUGAACCAGGAAGUGCUUCGGAUUAGUCGCGAGUUGAAGAUUUGCGGGGGCUGCUGCUGGUGCGCUAAUGCUGACUGCUGUGCCAUGGACAUUGCUGUUGAGGCACCGGUCGGUAAUGUCAUCGGCUACGUCAGACAGGCGCAAAGCUGGUGGUAUCCUAACUUCGACCUUUUGAACGUGGCUAAGGAGCCCGUGUUGAAGAUCCUUGGCCCCUUCUGGUUUUGCCAGAAUGUUUGCUGUACUGGUGACAUCGACUUUAACGUCAUGAAUGAAGAUUCAAACAUAGAGGUUGGCAAGCUAAGCAAGCAGUGGGGUGGAUUCGUAAAGGAAGCCUUUACCAAGGCAGAUAAUUUCAACGUCAACUUUCCUUUGGACCUUUCUGUGGAUAUGAAGGCUUGUUUGCUGGGUGCCGUCUUCCUGAUCGACUUCAUGUAUUUCGAGAGGAAAAAGGACACUAACGAACGCCACCACUGAGAUGUCAGUAUCGAGAGACUGCUGGUCGAACCCCCCCCACAGCAGCAAAAGCCUAAAAUCUCGUUACGUGUCACGUCACAUGUCCAAUUCCGCAGCUUUCGUGUGCAUCGAAAUGCCCAUUGUAUUAGUCACUCACCAUGCAUAUAUGAAGCAUCAAUAAUUGGUUAGAUUUUCGUCUCUUUAUGUUGAAACAGAUUAAUGGGUAGAGUGUAAUGGACAAGGCUUCGUUCGGUGGUAAAGCAUAUGCCUAAAGCGCCUCAAAAGGGUGAAGAAAAAUCUUUCAAAGGGUAUAUAAUAAACCAAUCAUGAAGAUCCUAUUCAAAAACUGAAAGAAAGAAACCCCAGUUGAUCUUAACAAGUGCUUCACGGUGUUUGAUAUCAUUAGCACCACGUUUUCAAUCGCAAUUACAGUUAGUCAGUGAUAAAUUAAUCAACUGUGCACUGUGUAUUGGAGGUUUAUGUUUGUAAAGAAUCUACCUAGUUGUUUAGGGAUUCAAAACACAUUCGUAAUUCUUGUUCUUAAAUGCCAAACUACCCGAGAAUGAUCGUCUGCAAGCACGCUAUCUGCAAGGGAGGAGUGUUUAAAUGGUUAUCAGGUUUAAUCCUACAUUUUGAGAGAUCGUUCUGAGAGAAAACGCAUUUUUAUAAACCUACUUCAAGAUUAGAUGAAUAAAUUCCGACUCCAUGCACCAAAGCUGCGGCCACCUAGAUUGCCCUCAGAUUCGCUUUAAUCGGUAGUUGACAAACAGUUUCAUCUGUUUUGGAAAGACUUUUAUGAUCGUCGCUUCUGCCACAAAUUACAUAAACAGUGGUUAAUAAGGUAGGCAUAGUUUUGUUUGAUAAAUAUUUACAGUAACACAUGUAUAUAAAUAAACUUUUAUCAAAAUUUUCACGAAUGGCUCACAAUAACAACAUUGCGCUAUAAACGUGUUUCCUCAUGAUAUCUGAGUAUGAAUACGACACUGAAAUCCAUAAAGAACCUAAAUAAAAGCAGUUGUAUCCAUGAACAGACCGACACUUAACAUUUUAAUACGACGAGCUUGGCUGUUGCAUUGGUAAUUUUGGUGGCAUCGUGUGUACUGCGCAAGGGCCAAUAUUAUGAUUUAAAUUGCCUGUUCUUCCCUACCUCUAUAGUUUGAAAACCUUCCGAAGUGUUUGGAAGUGCUUUGUAAUUUGUGAGACUGAUUAUGGAAAGAAACAUUAAAACAUUACUGUGGCUUCA